Messenger RNA from Nanorana parkeri, 747 nucleotides. Its product is annotated as protein NOV homolog. The transcript is spliced from 4 exons. Gene Ontology annotation, biological process: signal transduction. The record is from RefSeq and is a predicted model, not a curated record. NCBI's taxonomy places the organism in Eukaryota, Metazoa, Chordata, Amphibia, Anura, Dicroglossidae. The coding region runs from base 1 to 747 and encodes 248 amino acids.
AUGGCGCGAUGUCCACUAGUUUGUAACUGCCCUGAAAACCUCACCUGCACUCUGGGAACGACCUUGGACACUUGUGACUGUGGAUGCAAUGUGUGCAUCCAGGAUAUCGACACUGAGUGUGAUGGAUUCCGACCCUGCGACACCCGGAAAAAUCUGACUUGUGACUAUCAAGGGGACUCUAUGAGCGAGCAAGGAGUGUGCAAAGAUACAGAAGAAGAUUUUACGCCGGUGUUGGACUCGCCUUCCUGUAAUCCUGCUACAGAGUGGACCCCCUGCUCCAAAACAUGUGGAUUUGGGAACUCCAUACGGAUAACGUAUGAGGAAGAGACCUGCAUUCCAAACGCUGAGAGGAGGCUGUGUAUGAUCAGACCCUGCAAAGGACAGUAUACCAGAGCCAAUUACACGGUCCUAAAGCCCACCAACGCCUGUAGCCGUGCGGUGCGCUGGUCCCAGCCUCUGCACCUUCGUUUCCGCGAUUGCCUUUCGCGCCACCCUCUGCUUCCCCGAUUCUGCGGUCACUGCUCUGAUGGGCGACUCUGCAGCCCCUCCGUCACCGAAACGCGCCCAGUGGCGUUUCAGUGCGCUCAACUUGACCGAAAAGUCAUCCGCCAAGUGAUGUGGGUGCGGCGGUGCACCUGCGGAGGGAAGAGAUCCAAAAAGGACAAAGGGAAGAAAAAAAUGGAGGAGAGAGCCAUGACGCUGGGAAAGGCGGAUACAGAUGAAAGUGAAGAGGCAGAUGAAGUAUAG